AUGUCAAUUGUCGUAAAGAUCAACAAUCUCAGUGGACCUCUUUGCAGCAUCAAUGCUGAUCAAAACUGGACUGUCGCGGAGUUGAAGAUGGCCCUAGCAAAGGUGGUGGGUGUGCCUCGACGACAACAGCGCCUACUCUCUGGAUUCGCUCCGCUUCGCGAAUCUGAUCGCAUCGGCGACGUGUUGACCGACGAUCAGGUCACCUUCGCACGAAUUGCUGUGUCAGCUGAAGCUGAAUACUGGAUCGCCAGAGUUCGCCACCGCUCUGGAGAACUCAGCUCGGCGCCGGAUGCCAUGAAGAGAGACCACGAAGUUGUCCUCGCAGCAAUGCAGGGUGACAAGGCCGUCAUUCGCUUCGCAGCCCCGGAGCUCUUGAGCGACCGCGACUUUGCGGCAGCCGUUGUGGCUUGGUCCGGCGAGGCAUUGGAGCACUUGCUGCCAUCAUGGAAAGCUGACAAAACCAUCGUUCUCACUGCCAUCAAGCAGAGCCCCCGAGCCAUCCGUCAUGCGUCUGAUUCACUCAGAUCGCAAAAAGACUUCUUGAUCGAAGCCAUCAGCUGCAGCAAAGGCUUGGCUUUGCAGUCACUGAGUCAAGACCGAAUACAAGAUCGAGAGCUACAACAAGCUGCUGUAAGAGCAAACUGGAUGAUGCUGGGGUGGCUACGCAAGCAGGCCCCGAGCCUAAGCAAUGAUGCAGAGGUUGUGUUUGCGGCUGUGGCGAACAAUGGAUGCGCUCUGGAGUUUGCUUCCUCCGAGCUUCGCGACGACACAGCCUUGGUCGCCUUGGCACUGCAGCAAAGCCGGGGUGCGGCACUUCGCUGGGCUUCAGAGGCACGCCGUUCGGAGAGGGAGUUGGUCUACGAAGCUGUCGUGCUGGAUGCCACCAUGCUCCAAUAUGCAUCAGAGGACCUUCGCGGAGAUCCGGACAUCGUAAUGCAAGCAGUCCAGCGCAACGGCAAUGCGCUGCGGUACGCUGAUGCAGCAGUGCGAGGAGACCGUCGUGUGGUCGAGGCUGCCCUACAGCAGGCAGGUCCGCACGUCCUUGCCUUCGCUGGAGGAGAAGUCGCUGAGACGCUGCUCGCGGAGAUGAGUUGCUUCGACAUUUUUGCUGAAGGAUCAGCUUGA
Molecule: messenger RNA, 1125 nt
Organism: Symbiodinium necroappetens
Lineage: Eukaryota; Dinophyceae; Suessiales; Symbiodiniaceae
Source: the annotation of a GenBank genome assembly